UCAGCGUGGUGCACUACACCAGCGCCAUAGUUUACUAAAAUCACCGCGCUUAUUUUUCUCAAAAACUUUCUGCGCAAAUUUUUAGAAUUUCCCACGCUAAUUAGAAAGUUUUCUUUGUGCAGAACGCGAAGAAAAUUCAGUGAAAAAGUGGACUAAUUACGCCAAGUGCGAGAAAGAGGAAAAGUUUAGUGUUUCUACUGCGAGAUGGGAAGGAAGAAGAAAAAGGCGUCGAAGCCGUGGUGCUGGUACUGCAACCGGGAGUUUGACGAUGAUAAGAUUCUGGUACAGCAUCAAAAGGCAAAACACUUUAAAUGUCACAUCUGCCACAAAAAGCUCUACACAGGUCCAGGACUCUCAAUUCAUUGUAUGCAGGUUCACAAGGAAACAAUUGACAAGGUGCCGAAUUCUCUGCCAAAUCGGUCCAAUAUUGAAAUUGAAAUCUACGGAAUGGAGGGAAUCCCAGCUGAGGACAUCAGGGAACACGAACGAGCCAAGAAUGGGAAUAAGAGUGAUUCGGACGACGAUGAGCCGGCCACGAAAAAGACAAAACCAGAAAUGGGUGGGGGAAUGGGUGCAGCUACGGGUAUGCCUGUGAUGCCAAAUAUGAUGGCGCCCCAUUUACUAGGUCAAUACGGGCAGAUGAAUCCAAUGCUCGGGCAUAUGGGUCCCAUACCGCCGGGUGCAUACAUGAAUCCCGGUGCUGGGAUGCCAAUGAUGAAUCCUCACAUGCUCGGUGCCCCAGGGAGGCCACUCUUCCCAUCUGCCUCGCAUCCGGGCAAUAGCCUCACCCCCACAAUGCCUGCCAAGCCAACUUUCCCAGCCUACAGCAAUGCUACAAUUAGUGCACCACCAACAACAAAUUCAGCAGGAAAUGUCAAUACACCACCCACAUCGGACGCCUACAAAGCACCUCCAAAUACAAUCCCCGCAUCGGGAACAACGUCAAAGAUUAUGCAUCCACCGGAGGAUUUGAGUUUGGAGGAGUUGCGUGCACGGAAGACAAAGUACGAGCGCAAAGUUGUGCCACCGGCUACGUCAGCUGUGUCAGCAGGGAUGCUGGGGAAGAUGCCACCGGUGCAUCAUCAUAGUUUACCCACGACGUCUGUUACAAUGCAAAUGAGCAGCAGUUAUGCCCCCGUGACAACAAGUGCUCCGGCCAUUGUGUCAUUUCCCGAGUUUUCUUUUAAGCAUGCCGCCGCUGUGGCUGCCCAUGCUGCUGCCACACAGCAAAAACAAUUGGAAGACUUGAAUAGGGCAGUGAUGAUGCAAAGAAUCCAGCAGGCACGGCAGACUGGGCCUCCAUUGGGAAUGAUGCCUGUGGUUUCUAGUCCGAUGUCUUUGGUGCCACCAAUGAUGAGACCCGCAAUGAAUUUUCCGCCCCAGACUGCCACUCUUUUGGGAAGCAAUAUGAUGAGAUCUCCGUCUCCUGCAUUAGGAAUACCCGGUGCAGGAGGACUCCAUUCUUUCUCCACAGCAGCAGGUUUAAUUACACCAAUACCCGGAAUUGUCCCACCGGGAAUGGGUGUGAUGAUUCCGGGGCCGCCGAUGCUUCCCAUGAUGCCACCGAGAUUUCGGUGAUCUCCCCAGGCUGGGCCGCUGCGCUUGGCUCCCGUAAUCCAUCUUCCUGUGCCUGUGGUGUAUCCUUAAAAAAUGAAAAGAAUACCUCUGACUUCGAAUGAAAAAAAAAUCAAUAAAAAAAAGAAGGAAUAACAUCACGUGGAUGCAAAAGAAAAAAUAAAUUGAGAAUAGAUGUGAGGAGACACAGCAAAAAAAAGAGAGAUUCAAGGAGAGUGCAAGAAGUGAAGUGGAUGAAAAACACUCGGAAGUCAGCACAAAAAAGAUGAUGAAAACAUUGCAAUGAGAACCUUUCACACAUACACACACAAAAAAAAAGAAAAAAAAAACGUUUAAAAGUUUAAAAAAAAACACAUGAAAUGAAAAUGAAAAAUUUAAAACUGUUUGGAGCAAGAAAAUUGUUGUACAAAACUCCGCUGAUGAUUAUUUUUCAUCGAUCUUUAUUCGAAUGACGGAGGUCAGUAAAAUCAUAUAUUUUUUUUUCUUAAAUAACUAUAAAACCUUUUAGAUUUUUAUUUUACAACCUGCCCUGUUUCCCCUUUACCCCCCAAUUAUCCCUCAAUCUAAUGGCACUCACAACACAAAAAUAUUCUUCAGAAUAAUUAAUUUUUUUUUCAAAAAGAGAAAUAUCUGAUGGAAUAUUUCAAAGAGAUAGAAUUUUGACUUUUUUUUAUUGAUAAAUGAAUUUAAGGAUUAGUUGUUGUUUGUUUAGGAAAUGAUUUUUAUUUUUGAAGUAUUCUAUCAAUUAUUUUCUCUCUAUUUUGUAGAAGAAGAAAAAAAACUAACAAACAGAAAAGUCUUUAGGACAACACACAAACACUUACAGAAUAAAUUAAAUAGGACGGAUCCAGGGUUUUUUUUCUCGAUUUUUUGAAUGUUGGGAAUUUUUAGUUCAGAGGAAGAAAGAAUUUUGAAGUUCUUGGCAGGAUAUUGAAAAUGAGAAAUUCACAAAAUCGUGAAUUUUAGAAUAUUUUUCUUCGUGUUUUCAGUUUCAUUUAAUUUGUUUUUUGUUGCGAAGAGUUUUAAUCGUAUAAAUUGAAUUUGCAUGAAGCUGCAUUAUUGCAAAUUUAAUUAAUUUUUUAAUCCUGAAUUACAGGGUGUGCCACAAAAGUAAGAAUUAAGGUUAUGGCGGAGUUUUCUUUGAAAAUAUCUUUCUUUUGAAAACGUUUCGGUAUUUUUUUGUAUCAUUAGAAACAUUAAAAAUUACUAAAUUGCAGUUAAUUAAAGAAUAAAGAAUAUUUCAAGGAUGAGUCAGCGUUUGUCCAAAAAUUCUUAAAAGGGCUAAGAAGGAAUGUUUGAUCGCUAAGUAGGAUCGAUUCUCUCACAAUACAACUGAUUGCCAGAUUUGCCCAGAUUAGGGAAUAAAUUAAAAUUGUUUCCUCAAAAUUUGAAUGAAUACGAUUAAAGGAAAAAUUUUAGGAAUAAAAGAAAAUUUUCAAGAAUUAUGGUCAAUUAUGGUUAAGAAUUGAGUUUUCCAUAAAAAAAUGAAAUCAGAUUCUAGAAUUUAAAAAAAAAUCUUAAGAAAAUCAUUGGAACCAAUAAGAACAUUUUAUUUAGCCUUUUCUUUGUAAAUUAAACGUUUUCUAAUGGGAAAACAAUUACCGAAAUUAAUUUAAAAUCAGAAUAAAACUUAAGAAUAAUUGUGGCUCACCCUGUAUUUCAACAAAUUGAAUAUUUUUGUUAAUAUUUCGGGCAAAUUUCGUUUUUUUUUUUUUUUUUGAGAAUGCUGUUAAACUCUUUCUGAAGUAAUUUUUUUUUCGAUAAAAUAUAGGACAGAAAACAACACUAAAAACACAACAUUACACAAAAAAUUAAACAUAACAAAUAUAUAUUAUACCUCUUACCUAUUUAAUUAGUAUACAUAUAAUAUGAUAUCUAGAAUCAAGUAUAAUUAUAAUAGAAAGAAAAAAAACAAACAAAUAAUUUAAAAAAAAAUUCUCCUGAAUGGACAUUUUUUUAACAAAUCAAAAUUGCUAAUCUUUCAAACAGCAAUCGUGAGUAUAAUGAUAACGCGAUAUGAUGAUGAUGAUGAUGAAAAAGAAAGAAAAACAGGUGAACUUACAAAAUUAUUUUAUUUAAUAUUACUAUAUAUCUAUAUAUAUUAUUGAAAGUAUGUAAUUUGUGUCAUUUGUUUUUUUUUUUACCUUUUGUUCUUUGGAAUCUUUGCAACAACAAAAAAAAAACAACUUUAAAAAAAAUCAAAUUGUGCGUGAAUUGAUGUUGGAAUUUCUUCUUUUUCUCUUAUCUCACACACAACACUGUGUAGUGGGUGGAAGUUUUCUUUUUUUUGUUUUCUUUAAAAAGAAAAUCAAAAUAUUUAAUUUUAAAAGGCUUGAUUGAUAUAAAACAAAAAAAAGCGUUGCUGUUGUGAGAUAUUGUGGAAAAAAGACAGAAAUUUCCUUGCGAUUGAAAUGCAUUCAAUUUCAAAGUUUUCUCAAUUUUUGGAGCAUUUUUCUUUACAUAAUUAAUUUACAAUUUAAUUUCUUUGGUGUGGUGCAACCAAAAAAUGCUUCUUUGUGGUGCGCACGAUUGAAAAAAAAAACUCACAAAAAUUAUUCUUUCCCAUUCAUGUCCUUUCUUUCAUUACACAAAAUUAUUCUUUUUUACUUUUAAUUUAAUUUAAUUGUCUUUUGCUGCUUUAAAGCAUUAUUUAUUUGAAGGAAAAAAAAACAUUAAAAAUAAUAUUUUCACGUGGAUUGGGUUUUUACCAAACUUCCUCUAAAAAGAAUUUUCCUUUUCUGUUCUCUUUUUGUCUCUAUCAUUUCCUCUUUAUGGGCGCUUAAAGAUCACAGCCUUGGGGGCUGGAUGGGGCAGAAAGAAUAAAAGUAUUGUAUAAUGUUGAAGGUUUAACAUCAACCACACUCUGUGCUAUACAUAUUAUAGAAAAGAAGUAAUUGAAAGCAUUUUAUUCGCAGGCGACAAAAUACACAAUGAAUUAUUUAAGCUCCUUGCCAAAGGCCAAAAACCAAAUGCCUCCCGUUUUUACCUUAACGUGGGGGUGGGAUUUUCUCUACAAAAUCCCUUUUUCUUCAUUUUGAAAAAAUAAAGAUGUUUGCUCCAGAUUUAAAGUCAAAUGUAAUCCGAUAAACUGAUUUUGCAACAACAACAAAAAAGAAUUGGAUUAAAUAAUUCUUGUUGAAGUUUGUCACAUCAAUUCCACAAAAUAUAUUAUUCUCUAUUAUUAAUAUAUUGAGUGCGAGAAAAAAUACUUAAUUGUUGUUAAUUUUUUUUUUCAUUUUGUAACAUUUUAAUUUGUUUUAUAUUUUCGAAAAGAAAUUGUGGUAUAUUGAUGGCAUAAAGUUAUGCUAAUAUUUGACCACAUUCAGUGAAUAUUUUCUUUAAAUUUAAAUCGUUAAAAAAAAGAAAAAUCUCUCGAGAAGAAUUUUAUUUGCUGGAGAAAAUUCUUCUUCUAACGAAAAAGAAAAUAAUUUUUCUUGCACACAAUAUUGUGUAACCUAUUUUAUUUGUUUCUGGGACGAAAUAUGUAAUUUUUUCUUUGUGAGGAGAUUUUUUGAAAGGCAGUUGGAGAUGGACAAUUAAAGCAAAAAAAAAAAAGAAGCAGAAGUGGAAAAAGUAGUGAAAUAAAUGUGAAAUUAAACAAA
Messenger RNA from Lutzomyia longipalpis, 5177 nucleotides. RefSeq names its product BUB3-interacting and GLEBS motif-containing protein ZNF207 (gene BuGZ). Gene Ontology annotation, molecular function: DNA binding. Lineage: Eukaryota; Metazoa; Arthropoda; Insecta; Diptera; Psychodidae. The record is from RefSeq and is a predicted model, not a curated record. Gene Ontology annotation, cellular component: nucleus. The coding region runs from base 205 to 1578 and encodes 457 amino acids. The transcript has 9 exons.